Messenger RNA from Maniola jurtina (meadow brown), 924 nucleotides. RefSeq names its product protein THEM6-like. The record is from RefSeq and is a predicted model, not a curated record. Lineage: Eukaryota; Metazoa; Arthropoda; Insecta; Lepidoptera; Nymphalidae. The transcript has 3 exons. The coding region runs from base 210 to 794 and encodes 194 amino acids.
GUUAUAUCGUAUGCCGCAGUAGAUUGGCACAUGUAUCGCUACUUGAAGUAUAGUACGUACUAGGUAGGGCUUUGCUCUUGCCUCGGCGUCAGCACUCAGCAGAGCACUAAGCAAUAGCAGUACAGUUAUACAUUCGACAUAUAAAACACGUGUUAGUGGUUCCUGAUAAAUAAAACAGUGAUUUCGUAUAAUAUUAACAAAUAAACAACAUGUAUUGUGUAAUAGCAACGGUGGUGGCAUUGUUGUACAUUUUCUGGGACGUCAACUAUUUUCUUCGCGUCGCUUUCACUAUAGCUAUUGGGAGAUUAUUCCAAAAGAAAAGCGGCCUCAAAGACGCGACGGUUAUUUAUGGUUUUUGUACGACUCAAGAUGUGGACAUCUUUCUGAGGCACAUGAACAAUGCGCGUUACGUCCGAGAACUGGACUUCGCAAGGUUCCAUUUCUAUGACCGAACAGGCAUCUAUGCAAAUAUUAAGGCAGUAGAUGGUCACGUUCUGCAAGGCGCUUCCAGCAUACGGUAUAGACGGACCAUACCCAUAUUCAGCGCCUACAAAGUGGAAACAAAGUUGGCGUAUUGGGAUGAUAAGUCGCUUUUCAUUGAACAAAAGUUUGUGACAUUCGAUGGGUUCAUACGUGCCAUAGUAUUAUCUCGGCAGAAUCUCAUCAAUGUGGACGCUGACACCCUUUUGAAGAAUAUACCUGGGGCUGAAGUAAAGCCUGAAUGCCCUGAGGAAAUCAAGCAUUGGCUCGAAGCCAUUGAAAUAUCCAGCGCCAGACUUAGGAAGAAGGAUUAGCUGUCAGAUUAUUAUUGAGGAUUAGAUAGCUGUUUAAAUUCAAAUUAAUAAUAUAAUUGAAUUAUUAAUAUAAUAGCAAUAAUAUUUGUACGUGGCUCAAGUUAUAUGAAUAAAAUAUUUAUUACAUCUA